Suncus etruscus (white-toothed pygmy shrew) is the source of this 1589-nucleotide messenger RNA. RefSeq names its product centrosomal protein 43 (gene CEP43). Gene Ontology annotation, molecular function: protein binding. The record is from RefSeq and is a predicted model, not a curated record. Bases 39 to 1223 code for a protein of 394 amino acids. The transcript is spliced from 13 exons. Gene Ontology annotation, biological process: microtubule anchoring. Gene Ontology annotation, cellular component: centrosome. NCBI's taxonomy places the organism in Eukaryota, Metazoa, Chordata, Mammalia, Eulipotyphla, Soricidae.
CGUUGGCGCCGCUUGGCCGGUUGUCCUGGAGAACCAAGAUGGCGGCGACGGCGGCCGCGGUGGCGGUGGCGGCCGAGGAGGACACGGAGCUGCGGGACCUGCUGGUGCAGACGCUGGAGAACAGCGGGGUCCUGAACCGCAUCAAGGCCGAGCUGCGAGCAGCUGUGUUUCUGGCGCUGGAGGAGCAAGAGAAAGUUGAGAACAAAACUCCUUUAGUAAACGAGAGCCUGAAAAAGUUUUUAAAUACAAAAGAUGGCCGAUUGGUGGCCAGUCUGGUGGCCGAGUUUCUGCAAUUCUUCAAUCUGGAUUUCACCUUGGCAGUUUUCCAACCUGAAACGAGCACACUUCAGGGCCUGGAUGCCCGGGAGAACUUGGCCCGUGAUCUGGGCAUCAUUGAAGCCGAAGGCACUGUAGGGGGACCCCUGCUCCUGGAAGUGCUCCGCCGCUGCCAGCAGAAGGAGAAGGGCUUCAUCUGUAGGGAGGGUGCUCUGAUGCUGUCGGAGGUGCCGUCUCCCCCGAAGUCUCCUGACGGGAAGGCAGGCACCCACUCCUCCACCAGCAAGAUACCCAGGUAUAAAGGUCCAGGUGAGAAGAAGGUGAGCGGGCAGAAGCCGGGCAGCAAGACCAGCACCGAGGCUAGUGACACCAGCAUCUCCUCCAGUGACUCUCGAAGCAGGAGCAGCCGGCAUAUGUCGAGCCCCGAGAGCAGAGCAGGCACGCUCCUCAGCAGGACCUCGGUUGGCCAUAACAGCGUGGGGCCUGGUGCCGACGCUGAGCCCGACGGCGAUUCUUUUUUUGACGACCCUGUGCUGGAACCCCAGAGUGCCUGCGGCUGGAUACGUGAACCUGGGAAACAUGCCGGAAGCCUGGCCUCGCUGACCGAUGCCCCCCUCUUGAAAAGUGGGCUGAGCUCCCUGGCUGGAGCCCCCUCCUUGAAAGACCCAGAAGGUCAGAGGGGCCGCACAGUUCUUAAAGAUCCACGAGUAGCCAGUGAGGAUGCUGGGACACAUGGCCCAGGGGCGGGAGAAGACGACUAUGCUGAUGAUUUCAAUAGCAGUCACCGCUCAGAGAGAAGUGAGCUCAGCAUUGGUGAGGAGAUCGAGGAAGACUUGUCUGUGGGUGUAGAUGAGCUCAACGCCAGUGACAAGCUGGACGAGCUGACCCAGGACCUGAGCGUGUCACAGCUCAGCGACGUGGCCGAUUACUUGGAGGAUGUGGCCUAGAGCAGGCGGCGGGCAGCAGGUGGCGGUGCUGAGACCGGAUUCUUCUCAGAAUUGACUUUCGUCAUACUGAACAAAGUGCUCCUGAUUGAGCUCGUGUGGGGAGAUUCGAUCGUCUUCACUUGGUUCAGCUACAUGUUUCCCUGGAAGUGUAUGGUUUACACUCAUGCUAGUCGUGGCCGGUAUCUAGGUGACUGCAUGGCUUCGACCAGCCUGAGUCAGAGCCGCUCACUAUGAGGUGCUUUUGCGGAAUUGGCGAACUGACCGUGUCUGUGGCACUGGACCUUCACUGUGACCUCCAGGCAUUGGCACUUGCCCUUGGGGAAGGCUUCUUAGCCCUGUGAGGACAUUAAAGUUCUCCAUAUGUGA